AUGCCAAAAGAUUUGUGCGAUCAGCUCGGUGUUGAAAAAUCGCCUAUAAACCUGGAUUUUCAAGGAAUAUCAUCUACAAGCACACAUUCCAGUUUAGGCGCUAUCGUAACAAUUGCCUCCAGGUGCUCAAAUUACCAGUUUAGCCUUCCGUGUGCCAUAUUGGAUCAAAUCUCUGCCGACCUGCCAUUGCGUCCUGUGAAUAUCGAAGAUUGGCCAAUUCCACAUUCCGUAUAUUUGACUGAUCCGCAAUUUCAUAAUCCUGGAAGAAUCAGCAUUCUUUUGGGCCUUCAACCGUUUUUAGAGCUAUUGGAACCUGGACAAAUUGCUCUCGAUCCAGCAGGUCGUCUGCCUAUUCUUCAAAAUACGAAGCUAGGAUGGGUGGUAUCAGGUCGUUAUGAAACACCACCGCAAACGGCCCCUAUCAGUUCUACUUGUUUAAUCACCUUCGUUGAUGAUACACUUUCUCAACAAUUGCAAAGAUUUUUUGAGAUGGAAGAAUACACACAUCCAGGUCCCCACUUCAGUGAAGAAGAAAGGAUGUGUGAGGCACAUUUCGAACAGUACACCGUUCGCGACAACAAUGGUCGAUUCCAAGUUCGUCUCCCCUUCCGAGAAGAUCCAAAAUCACUAGGAAAAUCUCGUGAAAUCGCAACUAAACGGCUUGAGCAAAUUGAGCGAAAGUUGGCCAAAAAUCAUCUGCUUAAGGGACAAUAUCACUCCAUUCUGCGUGAGUAUCUCGAGGCAGGCCAUAUGUCUCUCGCACCGGUUGGAUCAGUAUACCUCCCACACUAUUGCGUCUCGAAGGAGUCCAGCACUACAACCAAAUGCCGUGUCGUUUUCGAUGCUUCGGCCAAAACGACUAGUUCAAAAUCACUUAAUGUCGUGUUAAUGAGUGGUCCUGUCCUACAAGAUUCCCUCAUCGACAUUCUGCUACGGUUUCGUUCCCCAGUUAUUGCACUUACUGGUGAUAUACAGCAGAUGUACCGUAUGGUGCAAGUUGCAACGGAGGAUCGUGACUAUCAACGAAUUUUAUGGCGAUGGAAACCUGAAGAUGACAUCGAUGAGUACACUCUAAACACCGUCACCUACGGAACAAAACCGGCGUCAUAUCUCGCGACAAAAUGCGUUCAACAGUUGCUUAAUCUCUUUGCUGUGAAGAACCCGGAUGCGGUCCAGAAGGCAUUGAAGGGGACAUAUGUUGAUGACGUUUUGAUCGGUGCAGAUUCUCCUGAAGAAGCUCAACAUUUACGACAACAGCUUUCGGAAAUAUUUGCAUCUGGAGGUUUCCCCCUGCGUAAAUAG
This is a messenger RNA of Malaya genurostris, 1302 nucleotides long. RefSeq lists its product as uncharacterized. The transcript has a single exon. The record is from RefSeq and is a predicted model, not a curated record. Bases 1 to 1302 code for a protein of 433 amino acids. Lineage: Eukaryota; Metazoa; Arthropoda; Insecta; Diptera; Culicidae.